CUCCAUUAGCAUAUGCAAGACUUCAGAGUGUACAAAAACAACUGGGACAGCCCACCAAAGACUGCAGCAAGAUGUCAGCACGAGGUGGAACAGCACCUAUUAUAUGCUCCGCAGCCUCUUGGAGCAAAAACGAGCUUUGGGCAUUUAUGCUGCUGACUUUGAGCUACCUGCUACCUUUACAUCUUCCCAGUGGGACCUGAUUGAAAGCACAACACUACUCCUGGAACCCUUUGAAGAGCUGACUAAAGAAAUAUGCUCAUCAACUGCAUCUGCUGCUGAUGUCAUACCCUCUGUGCUGGUUUUAAAGCGCCUACUUGCCAAAGAUGCUGCAGCAGAUCAUGGUGUGAAGACAACUAAGGCCACAUUGCUGGAAGCUAUCUCCAAAAGAUUUGCUGAUAUCGAAAAGGAACCUCUCUACAGUUUGGCCACCAUCAUAGACCCAAGGUACAAAGACAAAUUCUACUCUGAAGACGCAGUCAAGAUCGAGACACACAGACAGCUUCUUCGUCUGAUCACAAAGGCCUCUCAGAGGGACCCAAACCAAGAAGCUGAAGCCAGCAACACAGGACCACCAGCAGAGAAAGUGCCACGACCAGGAUCCUUUUCUUCCAUGUUCGGUGAAAUCCUGGCAGAAGAAACCCCACGGUAGGCUCACACUGACACUCCAGCAGGACCAGCACCAUCAGAGAUGAUUGUCUAUCUCUCAGAGCCACCCGUCCCUCGGAGUGCAUCACCUUUGGCAUUCUGGAAAACUAAUAAGGAGAGAUUUCCAGACCUUGCUAAAGUAGCUCGAGCCUACCUGUCUGCACCCUGCACAAGUGUAGAGAGUGAGCGAUUAUUCAGUGCUGCAUCCAACAUUGUAGAUGAACACAGGAAUAGACUCAAGACUGAAAAAGCAGAGAUGCUCCUCUUUAUUAAAAAGAAUCUUCCCAUGAUGCUUCUCAACAAGUCAAACACGUCAUAAAUAUUUAGCAUACACAAAUGCUGUUUAACACGUUUCCCUGUUUAAAGCAGUUGCACUUUAAGUUGUGCCAGUUUUCUGUUUCAGGGUCUUUAGGACCAUAUGUAUGUUGUUCGAGUGACAAAUGGGCUAUUUUAUUU
This is a messenger RNA of Nothobranchius furzeri (turquoise killifish), 1101 nucleotides long. Its product is annotated as zinc finger BED domain-containing protein 4-like. The record is from RefSeq and is a predicted model, not a curated record. Lineage: Eukaryota; Metazoa; Chordata; Actinopteri; Cyprinodontiformes; Nothobranchiidae.